Molecule: messenger RNA, 795 nt
Organism: Procambarus clarkii (red swamp crayfish)
Lineage: Eukaryota; Metazoa; Arthropoda; Malacostraca; Decapoda; Cambaridae
Source: RefSeq, a predicted model, not a curated record
AUGCCCACACAUCCAGAAGUACUGUCAUUAUCUAGAAGUACCUCCAUCAUUCGGAAGUUCCUCCACCAUACGGAAGUACUUCCAUCAUACGGCAGUACCUCCAUCAUUCGGAAAUACGUUCAUCAUCCAGAUAAAGUACCUCCACCAUCUAGAAGUACCACCACCUUCUGGAAGUACCUCCAGCAUCUAGGAGUACCACCACCUUCUGGAAUACCUCCACCAUCCGGAAGUACCUCCACCAUCCGGAAGUACCUCCACCAUCCGGAAGUACCUCCGCCAUCAGGAAGUACCUCCACCAUCCGGAAGUACCUCCGCCAUCCGGAAGUACCUCCGCCAUCCGGAAGUACCUCCGCCAUCCGGAAGUACCUCCACCAUCCGGAAGUACCUCCACCAUCCGGAAGUACCUCCACCAUCCGGAAGUACCUCCGCCAUCCGGAAGUACCUCCACCAUCCGGAAGUACCUCCACCAUCCGGAAGUAUCUCCGCCAUCCGGAAGUACCUCCACCAUCCGGAAGUACCUCCACCAUCCGGAAGUACCUCCACCAUUCGGAAGUACCUCCACCAUCCGGAAGUACCUCCACCAUCCGGAAGUACCUCCGCCAUCCGGAAGUACCUCCGCCAUCCGGAAGUACCUCCACCAUCCAGAAGUACCUCCACCAUCCGGAAGUACCUCCACCAUCCGGAAGUACCUCCACCAUCCGGAAGUACCUCCACCAUCCGGAAGUACCUCCACCAUCCGGAAGUACCUCCACCAUCCGGAAGUACCUCCAACCUCCGCAGUACGGCACCUGUUGA